Molecule: messenger RNA, 573 nt
Organism: Helobdella robusta
Lineage: Eukaryota; Metazoa; Annelida; Clitellata; Rhynchobdellida; Glossiphoniidae
Exons: 2
Coding region: 1-573 (190 amino acids)
Source: RefSeq, a predicted model, not a curated record
AUGAAGAAAUAUGGGAACGCCCUCCCCUCGAUGGAAUUCUUGCCAAUAUGUAUCGAAGUUCUCGGCCCGAUGGACCCCAACACCCUUAAAUUUCUUAAGGCAAUAUGUAAAAUGAUCAGCGUCAGAUCAGGCGACAGCAGGGAACUGUUUUUCGCAACUAACCACAUUUCGUGCUUGUUGCAGCGGUUCCUGCGUGAACCAUCGGGCAUUGCGGCGCACGACGGUAAGCGCCCUGACGGGUGUACCUUGAUCCCUUGGAGAGCCGGCAGGUGCUUGGCGUGGGACGUUACCGUUCCGGGCACCUUUGCUGAGCGCUACGUGCAGCUUACUAGCAAAGAGUACGACGGAGCUCUCCCCUCGAUGGAGUUUUUACCGAUUUGUAUCGAGGUCCUCGGCCCCAUGGACCGUAACACCUCCGGGUUUUUCAAUCGGAUUUGUAAAAAUAUCAGUAUUAGGUCAGGCGAUAGUAGGGAAUAUUUUUUUGCUAUGAAUAAUAUCUCGUGCAUUCUGCAGCGGUUUUUGCGCGUCUGUGUGUUGGAAAAUGUGGAGUUGAAUGCCGACGGGGUUGAGUGA